UUCAACAUUUGCUCUCCUUUAACGGUUUUAAUUUCGAUUUCGAUUCUCGUUUUGAUUUGUUUAUAGUUUCUGCUUGAGGACGUGAACUGCAUUAGGCAAACCAUCGUAUAUAUAUAAUAACUUGCUCAUGUCAAGUGCUAAUAUAUUGGCAUGGUUUUGAUUUUACUUAAAUUUCGAAUUUAGUUUUAUUCUUUUUAGCUUAACAUUACUACUUAUUUUCAAAAAAAAAAAAAGAAGAAAAAACUCUUUCUCUUAGAUAGUCCACACUUUUUUGUACUAUUUUAAUACUACAAAAUGUAAAACCUAAUGAACUUUUUUAGAUGAAAAGAGUAAUUGAUAUUGAGUAGCCUAAAUUGACAGAAGGAGCAUUUUAUUUUGCUUUUCUUUUUUGGUACUUCCUCCAAUCUAAAAUAAGUGUCGUUUUAGUAAAAUGGAGAAAUUUCAAAAUAAGUGUCGUUCUUAUAUUUCAAUGCAAUUUUUGACCAAAAUUUUCAAAAUUACUCUCAAAAGAAUUAAUACUAUUGGUGGAUAUUUUUUUAAUGGGGUUGGUUGAGAAUAUUCAAGUAAUUUUAUUAACUUAUUUAAGAGUUUCUUAAACUAUGUGAGAUGACACUUAUUUUGGAAUGGAAGGAAUAUUUUAUUUCGAGUUUGGAAGUAUGGAACCGAAAUCGAAACCGACAUUCCGGUUCUACUAAUUCCAGCAAUGGAGAACCUUUAACUAAUUUAUAAAUAUGAACCCCUAAGUAACUAAGUACUAGGAUUGAUUAUCAAAGUAUCAAACACUCAAAACCUUAAUCCGCGGAAUGAACACCAUCUUCUGCAGUUCAAUAACUUGACGUUUUAUCUACUUUUACUUUUUCAUAUGCAUUCAAUUCAGAGUUCUAAUUCCGAAAUAUCCCAAGUUGGGUCUUCCCUUUUCAAAUUUUCAUCCAAUUUAGCUACAAACCUUUGAAACAAGGUGAAGGGAAUGAAAUGCAUGCCUAUUUGGAUUCUGAGAAUGCGCCUUUCAAUUCGAAUUCUGGGAUGUCAAUUAAUUUCAAAGUCUUCAAAUUCUGGGAUGUCAAUUAAUUGUCUUAGCGUUGAUGCUUGUGGGGGAUAUGCAGAAUACUCAAAUCCCAGAACCUUUCGGGAAUGUUGCCUCCUGAAUUGACCAAUCUCCCUUUCCUAAGAGAAAUUGAUCUGACCCGGAAUUACCUGAACGGUACCAUCCCUAAAGAAUGGGGUUCCAUGCAGCUUGUGAACAUUUCACUGAUUGGGAACCGAAUAUCAGGGCCAAUUCCAAAAGAAUUGGGAAAUAUCAGCACAUUAGCCAAUCUGACGCUGGAGUACAAUCAGUUGAAUGGAACUAUUCCUCCAGAGCUUGGGAACCUCCUCAAGUUAGAAAGACUAUUUCUAACUUCAAAUUACUUGACUGGGGAGUUGCCUGCAGAACUAUCUCAGUUGACCUCUCUGAGGGAACUCCGGGUUAGCGAUAACCAACUCAAUGGGAGUAUCCCAAACUUCACCCAGAACUGGGCAAACCUUCAAAAACUUUAUAUUCAGGCUAGUGGUCUAUCCGGGCCAAUACCUUCGUGCAUUGCUUCCUUGACAAAUUUAACAGACCUGAGAAUCAGUGAUUUAAGUGGAAAUGACACCAGUUUUCCUGACCUCAGUGGGGCCACAAAUUUGAAAACACUUAUAUUAAGGAACUGCAAUAUCACUGGACAGUUACCAGGUUUCCUUGCCUCCAUGACAAAAUUGAAAAUGUUGGAUCUCAGUUUUAACAAACUAACAGGACCAAUUCCAGAAAACUUUGGUAGCUUAUACCACACAGAUUUCAUAUUUAUGACUGGGAACUUCUUCUCUGGAGCAGUGCCUGAUUGGAUGCUUAAUGAAGGACAGGCUAUUGAUCUUUCAUACAACAAUUUUACAGCAGACUCAAAUUGUCAACCGAGAACCACGAACUUGUUUGCAAGCACUUCAGAGGGGAAUACAUCGGGUCUGGUUUCCUGCCUAAGGAACAAUCCUAAUCUUUGUCCAAAAAGUGUUUACUCUAUCCAUAUAAACUGUGGUGGAAGACAAGUGAGACUUGAUAAUGGUACAACUUAUGAAGAAGAUAUCCAGUCAGGAGGGCCUUCAAACUUCUUUCAGAGCAGAAGUAACUGGGCAGUUAGCAGUACAGGAAGCUUCUUGGACAAUGCUCUCCCAAGUGAUACAUAUCUCUGGAACAGCUCAACUAUAUCAGGGAACAACAUUGAUUUGUACAGAACUGCAAGAUUGUCCCCGCUUUCAUUGACAUAUUAUGUCUACUGUUUGGCAAAUGGGAACUACACAGUGAACCUCCAUUUUGCGGAAAUCAUGUUUUCUGGUGACAGAACAUAUGCUAGCCUUGGGAGGCGAUUCUUUGAUAUAUAUAUUCAGGGAAAGCUGGUGAAGAAAGACUUCAAUAUUGAGACUGAAGCAGGUGGAGUUAAUAUACCCAUUGUUAGGAGUUUUACUGCUGUGGUAACUGACAAUACUUUAGAGAUUCGUUUCUUCUGGGCUGGAAAAGGGACUACUGGUAUUCCGUUUAGGGGAGUAUAUGGUCCUCUCAUUUCUGCAAUCUCUGUGAUAUCAGAUUCUGCACCACCAUCAGAUGGAAAUAGCCUGCAUGCCGGUGCUGUAGCUGGGAUUAUCAUUGCUGCUUUGUCUGUAAUUUCUUUGGUUGUGGUUAUUCUCUGGUGGAGAGGCUGUUUCCCAUGGAAGGAUUCGAUGGAAAAUUACCUAAAGGGAUUAGACUUGCAUGUAAAAUUGUUCACUCUCAAACAAAUCAAAGCUGCUACAAAUAACUUUGAUGCAGCUAACAAUAUCGGAGAAGGUGGUUUUGGUCCUGUGUACAAGGGUCAUCUUAAAGACGGAACUAUUAUCGCUGUGAAGCAGCUGUCGUCCAAAUCAAAACAAGGGAACCGUGAGUUUUUAAAUGAAAUAGGCAUGAUUUCAGCUCUACAACAUCCUAACCUUGUGAAGCUCUAUGGAUGCUGCAUUGAGGGGAACCAAUUAUUGCUUGUAUACGAGUAUAUGGAAAAUAAUAGCCUUUCCCGUGCCUUGUUUGCUAACCAAAAGUUGGAACUAGAUUGGCCAAAAAGGCACAACAUUUCAAUUGGUAUAGCAAGAGGUCUGGCUUAUCUCCAUGAAGAAUCAAGUUUGAAGAUUGUCCACAGAGACAUAAAGGCCGCGAACGUGCUUCUUGAUAAGGAUCUAAAUCCCAAAAUAUCCGACUUUGGUAUUGCUAAGCUUGAUGAAGAAGAAAAUACCCAUAUAAGCACCCGUAUUACUGGUACAACGGGUUACAUGGCUCCUGAAUAUGCAUUGAAUGGUCAUUUAACUGACAAGGCCGACGUUUAUAGCUUUGGAGUUGUCCUUUUGGAAAUUGUGAAUGGAAGGUGUACCACUAGCAUCAGAACAACAGAGGAUUGUUUUAACCUUACUGACUGGGUAAACUGAUUAUUAUUAGCUCUCUUUCAGUUGCAAUUCCAUCCAGGUUAACACUUUCAAGUUGAAUAGAUUUGGCAUGAAAAAUAGCAUGUGUGCGUCAAAUCAGACAGUAGAGUCUACCACUGCCCCUCAGGAUUGUUAAAGUCAUUAAGUGCCAGUAACUUAUCACUUCAUACAGUCGUACUUACAAGAUUUGGCUGGUUUUGUCUCAGUUUAUCUGAUGUCGCAUAUUAGCACUCGCUUCCUUUGCACAUGCAUGCUAAUGUGUGUCUGUGGAAAUUCAAUUAAGUUGGUUUCUUUUGCAGGCUAAUCAGUUGGAGGGGGAAGGGAAACUAAUGGAUCUUAUAGAUCCAAGACUAGGAUCAAACUACAAUGAAGAGGAGGUUAUGAGGACUAUACAUGUUGCCCUCCUUUGUACGAGCGAAAAACCCACAGACCGGCCUAGCAUGUCAUCCGCGGUUAGGAUGUUGGAAGGCCGAGGAAAGAAGUUGAUUGAAGAACUGAGUGAAUCACGCAAGAGAAACAAGAGUGACAAGAUUAGGGCCCUGAAAUUGAGAAUUCAGCAGCUUGGUGUGCCAUUUACUGCUUCUACAACAUCAGCAUCAACAUCAACAUCAACUGCUUCUCCACCAUCCCCCCAAACUAAUUAUCCAAUCAGCAUGGGUACUGACUAUUUAGAGGAGAGAUUUUAGUGAACUAUACUCUUCUGGUGCCCUUCUGUACAUCUUUCCUUUGGUGUAAAUGUUGCAGAUGUUUUUUUCUACCAGAUGUCAUUUUGUUUGACAGACACUAUGCUUCAAACUUUCUGUGGAAUGAGAUAUAAUUAGGAAGCUUGAACAGUUUAUUUUCUUCCUCCAGAGUUUUGGUCCAGAAAAAAAUGACAUGGUUUGGUUUCUGCAAAGGAAUUUGGUAGAGACUAGAAUAACUUGUAUGUAUCAUGUAACCAAUAAUCGACAGUUCUAAAAUCAUAAUCGUGAUGAUUAUCUAAG
Molecule: messenger RNA, 4442 nt
Organism: Oldenlandia corymbosa var. corymbosa
Lineage: Eukaryota; Viridiplantae; Streptophyta; Magnoliopsida; Gentianales; Rubiaceae
Source: the annotation of a GenBank genome assembly